AUGAGCAGCCACGAUGACACACCCAAUUUGGAAUAUUCUGGGGAGCAAUUUUGCCUGAAUAACCCUGGCCAGAUCACGCCUAGUCCCCACAUGGCAGUCCCCAAGCAGGGUUUUGCGUGUUGUGGUCCUGGUAAAAAGCGCUACAUAAUUUCUCUUCUCUGCACGACUUGUCUUACAAUUGUCAUCGGUAUGAGAGCCGAAAUGCUCAGUAUUAUAACUAAAUUGAACAACACGCACGUAGGUCGGCACAUUGAAUCCUCCCUUUUUGAAGCAGACUCUGCUCAAAGUUGCCGGAUGCCUCAUAGCCGACACAACGAAGUCACAGGACCAGCAGCCGCGGACGAUCACCUGUUUUUCAAACCGUCACAUCACCGCCAGUUACCGUGGACAGCUACCAUCACAGAGGAUCUGGUUGAAAAUGCUGUCUUCUUCGCCUACCUUAUUGCCAGUCCGAUUGGUGGAUACCUUACCGUUAGGCACGAUUCAUCCCUUCUACUAGGGUGCUCUGUUGCAAUGACCUGCGGCCUUAACCUCUUUUUGCCUCUUGCUGAGACAAUUGGAUCGAAUAUUGAUGCGAAGUUAGCACUUAUAAUAAUUCUGAGAUUAUUACAGGGAAUGGCUGAGGGCUGCUUAAUACCUGCCGUGUUUGGAAUUCUGCGAUAUUGGACUCCCGCAAGCGAGAGGUCAACACUUAUUUCGCUAGCUGUGAUCGGUGUGUCCUUAGGCCCACUAAUAGGCCUGCCAGUCUGUGCUGAAAUUGAGCAGAAGUGGGGGUGGGGCGUUGUCUUUUAUAUCUACGCAAAUCUUGGCCUCAUUUGGUGCAUCUUUUGGUGGCGCAUAGUUGACGAAAAACCGCAGAAGGAUCGGAACCUUUCAAAGGCCGAGAAAAUCUAUCUGAAAGCGAAUACUUCUCCACAAUUGUUGUUUGAUUCGACGAGUGUGCAGAUACCCUGGGUGGCAAUGUUCACCUCAAAACCAAUAAUGGCAAUUUUUCUUACCUACGCAGCCGAUGACUGGACAUUUCAAAUAGCUUCCGUCUGCAUGCAAACAUUUUAUCAGCAACGCUAUAAUGCGGACGUUCAGAAGACGAUAUUUUUACUAUCAUUUCCUUUCCUCUCGCGAUCAGUAUUCGUACCCAUGGGUGGCUUUUUAGCGGACAUCGUGAAACUGAAAACGCCCAUGUCCUGCACCAACAUUCGCAAAGUUUUCUCAGGGAUAGGAUUUGGCUUGAAGGGAGUAUUCUUUUUGGCUCUUGGUUUUGCCAAGAACGAGGUACACGCCACCAUUAUACUCUCUUUGGCUCUUGGCGUGUCGGGUCUGGCCGUGGCAGGCUACGCCGUCAGCGUCAUCGAGCUGGCGCCCAAGUUCGCCGGGCUGAUCAUGGGCUUCGCGAACAGCAUCAGCACGCUCACUGGUAUCCUGUCUACCGUAAUCGCUACAAUCGUUGUCCAUUAUCUCAGCACUGGUGUCGGAACUGGGUGGGUGGUAGCCAUGAGCUUGGCAGCCGGAAGUCAAUUUUUCGCAGCUGUUUUCUUCCUUAUAUUUGCCUCCAGUCAAGAACAAGACUGGGCUAAAGGCGAAGUCGUUGUCACUGCCUCAAGUGGAACCUUCCCUUCCUCUAACAAUCUCGCUAAAAAUCAGUAUCGGGUCCAUCAGCAAGGACAGAUGUCAAGGCCACCUUGCGAAUCUGAUGAUAUUGAAGCUAAUUGCGGAUAA
This is a messenger RNA of Mesocestoides corti, 1716 nucleotides long. Lineage: Eukaryota; Metazoa; Platyhelminthes; Cestoda; Cyclophyllidea; Mesocestoididae. The record is from the annotation of a GenBank genome assembly.